Molecule: messenger RNA, 1281 nt
Organism: Peniophora sp. CBMAI 1063
Lineage: Eukaryota; Fungi; Basidiomycota; Agaricomycetes; Russulales; Peniophoraceae
Source: the annotation of a GenBank genome assembly
AUGUCUGCUCCUGCUGCUAAGGGCCGCGUUCUGCUCGCCUACUCCGGUGGUCUUGACACCUCGUGCAUCCUCGCAUGGCUCAUCGAGCAGGGUUAUGAGGUUUACGCCUUCAUGGCGGAUGUUGGUCAGGAGGAGGACUUUGAAGCCGCCCGCAAAAAGGCACUUCAAGUUGGCGCGAAGAAGUUCUUUUUGGAGGACUUGAAGCGCGAAUUCGUCACCGAUCUUAUCUAUCCCGCCGUACAGGCCAACGCGAUCUACGAGAAUGUGUACCUCCUCGGCACCUCGCUCGCGCGCCCGGUCAUCGCUCGUGGAAUGAUUGCAAUUGCCGACAAGGAGGGUUGCGACUUCGUUUCGCAUGGCUGCACUGGUAAGGGCAAUGACCAGGUUCGGUUCGAGCUCGCAUUCUACGGCCUCAAGCCCGACAUCAAAGUGAUCGCACCCUGGCGUCUUCCUGAGUUCUACAAUCGUUUUGCUGGACGUCAGGCGCUUCUCGAGUACGCUGCCCAGAAGCAGAUCCCUGUCGCUCAAACUGCGGCUAAGCCCUGGUCAACCGACGAGAACCUUUUCCACAUCUCAUACGAGGCUGGUAUCCUCGAGGAUCCCGACACCACCCCGCCUACGGAUAUGUGGAAGCUCACAACCGCCAUUGAAGAUGCGCCUACGACGCCUGAGCGCAUUUCAAUCGCGUUUGAGCGUGGUUUGCCCACGAAGGUCGUGGCUGGUGAUAAGACGUACACGGACCCCGUGGAUAUCUUCCUGGCGCUUAACGCGCUCGGCCGUAAGCAUGGCAUCGGCCGCAUCGACAUCGUGGAGAACCGUUUCAUCGGCGUCAAGUCGCGUGGAUGCUACGAGUCGCCCGGAGCGACUAUCCUCCGCGCUGCGCACGUCGAUCUUGAGGGUCUCACCCUUGACCGCAAUGUGCGUGCCCUUCGCGAUCAGUUCGUCACUGUCGAGCUCUCGCGCAUCCUGUACAACGGCCACUUCUUCACUCCCGAGCGUGAGUUCGUCACCAGCGCGAUCCCGGCUAGCCAGCGCACCGUGAACGGUCUUGUCCGCCUUAAGCUCUACAAGGGCAACGUCGUCAUCGAAGGGCGCUCGUCGGAGGAGGGUCUUUACGACGAGAAGCAAUCUUCCAUGGACGAGCUCGGCGGAUUCGAGCCGACCGACACCACCGGCUUCAUCGCUAUCGAGUCUAUCCGUAUCAAAAAGUGGGCUCAGGCGAACAUCCGCAAGGGUCAGGCCGGUGUUGCCCCGGAGGAUGUAUACGGUACUCGUCUUUGA